This is a messenger RNA of Schistocerca gregaria, 1476 nucleotides long. RefSeq lists its product as uncharacterized. Gene Ontology annotation, cellular component: chitin-based extracellular matrix. The record is from RefSeq and is a predicted model, not a curated record. The transcript is spliced from 5 exons. Gene Ontology annotation, molecular function: structural constituent of chitin-based larval cuticle. The coding region runs from base 71 to 850 and encodes 259 amino acids. NCBI's taxonomy places the organism in Eukaryota, Metazoa, Arthropoda, Insecta, Orthoptera, Acrididae.
AGCCGGUGGCGCUGCUUCCCUCGUCACUCUGCAGACCGCUGCCGCCGCUGUCCGCUGUCCGUCGUCCGCAAUGAAGCUCCUGGUGGUGCUGUGCAGUGUGGUGGCCGCUUGCGCCGGCCAGGUGCUGCUGUACCCGGCCCCGCUGCUGCGCUACAACCACUUGGCGCCGCUGGUCGCUCCCAUCUCGACGCAGUUCCGCGCUCAGGACGAGCUGGGCCAGUUCACGUUCGCCACAGCCGGUGACAACCAGGGCCGCGUGGAGAGCAAGUCGCUGGACGGCGCGGUGCGCGGCGCCUACAGCUAUGUCGACCCCACCGGCAAACUGGUGAACGUGCAGUAUGUCGCUGACGACAACGGCUUCCGUGUGGUGGGCGCCAACAACCUGCCCGAGGCGCGGUCCAGCGCCCCGGCGCCCGUCAGCGACACCCCGGAGGUGGUGGCGGCGCGCGCGCUCUUCCAGAAGCAGUACGAGGAGGCGGCGCGCGCCGCGGAGGCGGCGCCCGAGCAGACGCUGAGCCGGCGCCGGCGCCAGGCGGUGCUGCCCGUGCCCGUGCUGCUGCCCGCCGCCAGGACCACCGUCAAGGUCGCCAGAUACGAGCCCGUCGACGCCGCCGUGCCCGCCUCCACCCGCAAGGUUGAGCUGAAGGAGAAGGAGGAGGAGGUGCUGGCUGCCGCCCCCGUGCCCCUGCCGCUGGCCUACGCCGUACCCGCCCCAAAGGCCAAGGUGCACCAGCUGGAGGAGGUGGACGCCGCCGUGCCCGCCGCCACCCGCAAGCUGGAGGUCAAGGAGAAGGAGGCCGAGCUGGUGCCCCUGUUGCCGCUGCCCGCCGCGCGCUUCGUCGUGCUCUGAGCGCGCCUCGCACUCGGCCCCACCUGCUAACCACAUCACAGCCACACACCACUCCCUCCCUCAGAGGCCUCCGCGACCACCGACCCAGCCACGACGUCAUCGGCGACAGCUCGGAACCCGACUCACCCAACUCUGCGUCUCAGUGGACCAGAUCUGGACGGCCGGUUGUACUGUUCGUGGAUGAGCUCCAGUACACGUCUGCGACCAUCGCUCCAUCCACAACAUGACUGGUGACGCUCGAAACCCGACAGACCCAGCUCUGCAUACCGGUGUACCAGAUCUGGACGACUGGUUGCAGCGCACACAGACGAACUCAAUUGGCCCCGAGCUAUAACACACCUUCUGCCGAUCUCGUCGGAAGAUACAACCGGAAAACGUACCAGAACACGACACACGUCGAAUGGAAGUCCUCAGUGGUGUAUGUGUUAUGAACUGGCAUCUGACUUGGGAAAACUAAAUAUCACUACUUCAUUACUUUGACAAGACUGUCUACUAACCCUGGGAAACAAAUUGCUAUUUCGUUUGUUGCAUUCGAUGUUUAAGCUUUCCCAUAAAUACUUAUGGGAAUUCGUCGGUUGUCGAGGAAGUUUCUGAAUUUACAAUAAAGCAUCUCAUUUUUAAUUAAA